This is a messenger RNA of Thermochaetoides thermophila DSM 1495, 1458 nucleotides long. RefSeq names its product tRNA isopentenyltransferase-like protein. The transcript has 2 exons. The record is from RefSeq and is a predicted model, not a curated record. Gene Ontology annotation, cellular component: mitochondrion. Gene Ontology annotation, biological process: tRNA modification. NCBI's taxonomy places the organism in Eukaryota, Fungi, Ascomycota, Sordariomycetes, Sordariales, Chaetomiaceae. The coding region runs from base 1 to 1458 and encodes 485 amino acids. Gene Ontology annotation, molecular function: tRNA dimethylallyltransferase activity; ATP binding.
AUGAAACCGUUGAUCAUCAUCUACGGUUCAACCGGUACCGGCAAGUCGGACCUUGCCGUCGAGCUGGCCCUGCGGUUCAACGGCGAGAUCAUCAACGCAGAUGCGAUGCAGAUGUACCGCGGCCUGCCCGUCAUUACCAACAAGCUCACUGUCGAGGAGCAGCGCGGUAUCCCCCACCAUCUGCUCGGCAGCAUCGAGCUCGAUGAGGAGCCUUGGACCGUUGCCCACUUCAAGCGGGACGCCACACGCAUCAUAGAUGAGAUUCGGGCCCGUGGGAAGCUUCCUAUCGUCGUUGGCGGUACUUCGUACUAUCUCGACAGCCUGCUCUUCGAGGGCAAACUGGUCGAGGACAACGACGACCCCGAAGGCAAGCUAUGGAGUCGCGACCUUGCUGCGAGGUACCCCAUCCUCACAGCGCCCACAGAAGAGGUGCUGGCGAAGCUGCGCGAAGUCGACCCCGUGAUGGCGGCCAAAUGGCACCCUAACGACGACCGUAAAAUCCGACACUCACUCGAGAUCUACUAUGCGACUGGUCGUCGUGCGUCCGAAAUCUACGAAGAGCAGCGGAACCGCAAACUGCAGGCCAAGUCUGGAACCAAUGGGUCGAAUGGCGCACCAGAGCUCGAAAUCGGCGAAGUCCUUCUCUUCUGGCUGUAUGCCCACCAAGAGGAACUCAAGGAGCGCCUAGCCCAGCGCGUAGACAAGAUGGUCGAGCGCGGCCUUCUAGACGAAGUCUCCGAAAUGUACGACUAUCUCCAGAGCCGACUAUCCGCCUGCGAGACGGUCGACCGGACUAAGGGUAUCUGGCAGUCCAUCGGCUUCCGGCAGUUCGAGCCAUACCUCUCGACCCUCCGGCAGAACCCUUCCGACCCGAACCUAGAAAAACUCAAACAAGCCGGCAUCGAAGAAACUAAGAUUGCUACCCGCCAGUACGCAAAAACCCAAGUUCGCUGGGUUACCAUGAAGACAAUCACCUCCCUCCAAGAAGAAAAUCUCCUCGAUCGGUUCUACCUCCUUGACAGCACCGACAUCUCGCGCUGGCACGACGAGGUCCUCAACAAGGGCGUUGACCUCGCCGCCAAGUUCCUGGCAUGCAAGCCGCUGCCGAAGCCUGAAGAGGUGUCGGAUACGGCGCGCCAGGUGCUGGCGGAGAAGGUUGCGCGGGCUGGGAAGAAGGACACACCUUGUCACAAAGUGUGCGAGCUGUGCAACAAGACCCUCGUGACGGAGGAACUAUGGCAGAAGCACAUUAAGGGAAGGAAACAUACCAAUGCCGUGAGGAGUGCGAAGCGCCGGGCGUUGAUACCCGCGCAUUUGGCUCCAACAAGGGCAGUGGUUGUUGUUGAGAAUGGGAACAAGGACGACGAGUCAAAGGAGGAGGAGAGUGCGGCUCCCGAUGCAGCCAGUGAAAGCGAAACAGCCAUUCCGGCCGUUACGACUGCUGAGAGCCCGGCAUGA